AUGCAGACAGCAACGGUCCUGCCGCGCCUCCGGCUCCUGCCGAGCCUCGCGUCGUACCUUGCACCGUCGCCGACGUCGCUCGACGGCUUCCCGACCUUGCACCUCGCUCCGCCCUUCGCACCCAACGCGAUUUUGAUCCCGCUCGCCGACCAAUUGGCGGCGGCCAAAGAGACGCGACCCGCCGACAACACG
Molecule: messenger RNA, 192 nt
Organism: Saprolegnia parasitica CBS 223.65
Lineage: Eukaryota; Oomycota; Saprolegniomycetes; Saprolegniales; Saprolegniaceae
Exons: 1
Source: RefSeq, a predicted model, not a curated record